This is a messenger RNA of Colletotrichum acutatum, 807 nucleotides long. RefSeq lists its product as uncharacterized. Bases 47 to 781 code for a protein of 244 amino acids. The transcript has a single exon. The record is from RefSeq and is a predicted model, not a curated record. Gene Ontology annotation, molecular function: oxidoreductase activity. NCBI's taxonomy places the organism in Eukaryota, Fungi, Ascomycota, Sordariomycetes, Glomerellales, Glomerellaceae.
GCUCGCGUAACUGCCUCGUCUUCUGUCAGUAUACAAUUGACACAAUAUGUUAGGUACAUUUCCCUUCUGGGAAUGGGGUUAUGACGCGGAAGACCCUACGCUGUCACCUCUCUUUGACGGAUCAGAUACAUCCAUCGGUAGCAACGGCGCAUUUGUUCCUCAUGAAGGCCUCGAAAUUCACCAGGCUUACACCAACGUGACCCUCAAGCUUGAGCCCGGAUCUGGUGGCGGCUGCGUCAUGUCGGGUCCCUUCUCCAAAAUGACUGUCAACCUUCCAGUCGUUCAGAACACCGACACCCCCCUCGCUGCUGACCCGCGCUGCCUGCAGCGAGACCUGAACAAGCACGUCUCUUCUCGACACACUACUUUCCGAAACACGACGCUCCUUCUUACUGAGCACAAUACGCUUGAGUCUUUCUGGGGUUUUUUGAACGGCGAUGAUCGUUACAUUAACCCCUUUGAGCUGGGAGUUCAUGCGGCUGGCCAUUGGCAGCUCGGAGGCGACUCUGGCAACAACUUCUUCAUCUCUCCGGCUGACCCGGCGUUCUUCCUGCACCACAGCCAGAUCGACCGCGUUUAUUGGAUCUGGCAGAUGCUUGAUUGGGAGAACAGGCAGGAUAUCUUUGGUACUGUCACGAUGCAAAACAUCCCCCCGAGCCGUAACGGCACUUUGGACGACCUUGUUGAUCUUCGCCCGCUGGCUGAGCCGAGAAAGUUGAGGGACCUGAUGAGCACGUUUGGUAUUGGUGGCUCCCCAUUCUGCUACGUCUACGAAGGGUGAUUGUUUUUGUGGCAUCAGAUCAAGAC